Molecule: messenger RNA, 414 nt
Organism: Cryptomeria japonica (Japanese cedar)
Lineage: Eukaryota; Viridiplantae; Streptophyta; Pinopsida; Cupressales; Cupressaceae
Exons: 2
Coding region: 1-414 (137 amino acids)
Source: RefSeq, a predicted model, not a curated record
AUGGCAGAGAUCCAGGAGCAAGCUAUGGUGAGACUCAACGCCAACACAAAUGUGAGGAUGGAAGAGCAUGCAGAUUUUGUUGCAGAUGAAGUUUUUAUUGGUCCUGUGGCUUCUCGCCUUGCCUUUCCGCCUAGCUUAUCCCGCAUCCAUGAUGUCUUUCAUGUUUUAGUUAUGAGAUUAUAUCAUACUGAUAUUAUGCAUGUGUUGGAUUGGAAUGCUUUACAGGUCAAGGAUGGGCAUCUUUCUAUGGAACCUGUGCGCAUUCUUCAACAUAAAGAGAUGUCCCUCAGAGGUCAAAGCAUAGAGCAGGUAAGGGUCCAGUGGGAUCUGAUUGAUGAUUCUUCAGCUACUUGGGAUGAUGCAGUGUGGAUGAGAGAGCUAUAUCCCUAUUUGUUCUCAGGCUUUCAGGAAUAA